UCCAUAAAUCAUUAGAGUAACCAUAGUAAAAUCGUUAUUAUCUUGAGAAACGGAAACAACAAAGGUUUCAAACUUAUUGAAUCAUCAUUAUUUGUUUGUGUAAAAUGCAACUAUCCAUUAAAACAGUAUUGUCAUAUUUUUGAAUUUUUUUCAAAAUCUAUGCGUUUAAACUAAAGGUGAAUCUCUACUAACCUCACGUACCAUUUACAGUCGCUUAUGUCACCAUUCCAAUCAUAAAUCGAUGCUCCUUCAGCAUCUUUUCAUGAUCGUUGGACAUUUGUACUGGGCUUGGCCGAAUUAAAAUCAUGACUUAUCAUAUCUGUUAAGCUCGGAACUCAGUUCAGGGAAUAUUCUAAAGGUCCAAAACCAUUUCAUUUUUCUUGAAGCAAUGAUGUCUGGCAAGAAGCAGAAAUGCUUCCGGUUAUCUUAUUCCACCCAGUUUCAACUUAUCCAGGGUUCAACUUUUUAAUCAUACCAAACCGGUUCAUUAACUGCCGCCGCUUGCACUCACUGAUUGUUGUUUUCAGAUUCAAGAUCAACGCAAACCGGAAUCCGGUCUAUCAUCUGUCGGUUGCUGAACGUCGAUGACAUUAUGGAUUUGAUAGUUGAACCGAAUAAAGUUUUUGCAUAUUACUUUUACUGUCCAAAGAUUGAUUAAACCAACAAUUAUUUGACAAGUGGUAGUGAGCUGGAGUUCUAUUCUCCAUGUACCUUUAUCCUCCUAAAAUUAGCAAGGAAUAAAAAUUAAUAAACAAACAACACUGCACUAGAAUUAAAUUCUUAAUAUCGUUGAAACUAAUCCCCUUAGUUUAGUUCUUAAAUCGUUCCCGCUUCAUUAACUGACAAUCUAGUAGCUAACUGAAAACGAACAAACAAACAAAAGCUUCAUUGAUUCUUUUUGUUACUCUUGUUUUUGUAUUUGUUUUUUUUUUUUGGUUACUGCAUAUAAAUAAAAUAAACCCUCGUUAGUUUUAUUCUCAAUCCUCUCCCUCUCAUUUAUAACUUCUCUCCGGAUAAUCAAUUCAUCUUGUAACUCUAUUUUCUUCAACCACACAAAAGCAGAGCGCUCUGUUUUUCUAAAAAGUUUUUUUACAAUCACACAACAAUGGAAACGAAAACUGAAAGCAAAGAGCAACAAUGGACGGAUUCGAUUUCUCAAUCUUCAUCGUCACGAUCAUCAUCAAUCACAUCUGAUUCUUCCGAUGGACAUUUUGACAUCAGACACUUUCCUCUUCCCAAGCCAACAUUGUCUGCAGCCGAGGCACAGAAACAGAGAGAGUCCCAUCAGGCUUAUACUUCCUCCGUGAGCUCUUACACCGGUUCGUCAUGGUCCUCGGUUCACCAGCACAACCUUGCUGAUUUACCCGGUUACGAUCCAAACCGGAUUCCAUCUUCGGUUUUCUGUAGUAAACCGUCUAAUUCGACGGAUUGGAGUAUUGCUUCUAAUGAAUCCUUGUUUAGCAUCCACGAUGGGAAUUUUAGCAUUUCAACAAGGGAAGAUCAUGGAGUGCCUGCAGGGUUGAGACUGGGUGAGAUACCAAGAUUUGAAGAACCGGUUCAUGAGAUAACCGAAAUCAAACCGGUUCCUCUUCCUCUUCCUCCUCCAACCCUUCAGGUUAAUAAACCCACAGAACCUGAAAAAGAAACGAUUCAAGAGAAGAAACCAGACGAUGAAAAAGAAUCAGACUCUGAGAUUAACCAUGAUGAUCAAGAUGAAGAAAGCGACAACGAACAUGAAGAAGAGGAAGGAGAAGAUAUGUUCGAAGAGAAGGUCGAAAAACAAGAAGAGAAAGAAGAAAUAGAAGAUGCGAAGGAAAAUAAAACAGAAGAUACAAACAGCACAGUUUCACAUUCCCCGACCAUUUCUUGUCGUUCGGACACAAGCAAUAACAGCAUUUGCUCUUUCGCUUUCCCAGUAUUGCAGAAAGAAGAUGGAAUAGACAAAACACCGUCUUUGGAAAUCAGAGGGAACCUCUCACAAAAGACAAGACCUGAGUAUUUGCUGCCUCAAUCGCCCAUGCAACCGCCCCAACCGGAACCGCUGCCGCAUUCAGAACCACAACCACAACGGAAGGCGUCCAAGAAAAUAGAGUCUCAACCGCAAUCGCCAAAAUCUUGGACAAGUGGUUGUUUUUCUUGCUUCCACUGUCCUUUAAAAUGCUGGUUAUUCAAGUAGAUAAAACUUUUGUUACCGAAUGUUUGUAUACUGGUUGAAGGAUGAUAUAACUCUUAUGUAAUGGUGAUGGAUACACAGAAAGACCACAUUUUGUUAUUACUUUAUUUCUUAACGUAUUAUAUA
Molecule: messenger RNA, 2299 nt
Organism: Brassica napus (rape)
Lineage: Eukaryota; Viridiplantae; Streptophyta; Magnoliopsida; Brassicales; Brassicaceae
Product: myelin transcription factor 1-like
Exons: 2
Coding region: 1106-2176 (356 amino acids)
Source: RefSeq, a predicted model, not a curated record